Messenger RNA from Scheffersomyces amazonensis, 1437 nucleotides. RefSeq names its product Bud22p (gene BUD22). The record is from RefSeq and is a predicted model, not a curated record. Lineage: Eukaryota; Fungi; Ascomycota; Pichiomycetes; Serinales; Debaryomycetaceae. Gene Ontology annotation, biological process: maturation of SSU-rRNA. Bases 1 to 1437 code for a protein of 478 amino acids. The transcript has a single exon. Gene Ontology annotation, cellular component: 90S preribosome; nucleus.
AUGUGGAGACUAGACCUCUUGGAAGUCAAGUUCAAUGACGCCAAUGCCCGGUUUCCUCAUACCAAGAAGUUAAUAGGAGCCCGAAAUAAUGACAAACUUCUUAGAAAGUUACCUAAGACUAUUGAAGAAGCUCAUAGGGAGAUACUUGCCUUAAAGAAAGAGUAUUUCGAUAGAAAGUUUCAUGGAUCAUAUAAGAAGUUAGAUAAGGAAGUUCGUAAGCAAUUCAAAUCAGAUUUACAAAAAUUGACUAAUGAUAAUACUAAAUCAGAUAUAGUUCGAUUCUUUGAAACUCAAACUAAUGUGGACUUAUUAAUCAGAUCAAGAUUAAUUAAAUGUAUAGUGACAUCUAUUUUGACUACUAAGCAAUUAAAGGAAUCCCCAUAUGAAUUUAUAGAUAAUGAGAUUAGUGUUGCCAUAGUAGAUAAGAACCAACAACUGAAUCCCACUAACUUCUUUAAGACUUACUGUCAGAAUAAUAAUGUACUCAACAAUUACAUAUCCAGCUUAUGGAAUAAGAAGAACAUUAAGGCAGUUUUAGAAGAAAUAGAGUGGGCCUUUAAAAUGGUCAGAGGUAACUUAACUAAGGAGGAAAGAGCCAGUAGGGGUAAGACUGUGGAUGUUGAAGAAGCAGAUGGUGAUAGUGAUUCCGAACAAGACUCUGAAGAUUCAGAGUCUGAAGCAGAUUCUGAAGAAGUUUCUGAAGCAGAAGCAUCUGACAGUGAUGAUGUAGAGAUGGACAUUGAAGAAGCAUAUGAAAAGUUUGCAGUAUACGAUAAGCUCGUAGGAGAUUCAGAAGAAGAAGAAGCAGAAGAAGAACAAUUUGAUAUCAAUCCAAACGUGAACUACAACGAAGUGACUGAUGAUGAACCUUCUGGACUGGACUCAAACGAUUCAGAAGACUCAGAGAACUCUGAUUCUGACUCCAAUGAUUCUCUGUCGGGUUCAGCCAAGAAAAGUAAGGCUGAUAAAUACAACUUGCCGGAAUUAGCUUCAGGAUACUUCUCGGGAGGUUCAGACGAUGAAGAUGAUGACAUAGAUAAUGACAGUGUAGUAAAAGAAAUCACCACCCAACGUAAGAACAGAAGAGGACAGAGGGCUAGACAAAAGAUCUGGGCUCAAAAGUAUGGUAAAGAAGCUAAGCAUAUCAAAGAGGAACAACAAAAGGCUGCUAGUGAACGAGAAAUUAGAAGACUUGAGUAUGAAGAAAGAAAGAGAAAGAGAGAAGCCAAAGCUGCUUUAGCCAAUGCUCCUUCAGGAGCCAAUGUAGCACCACUUGGAGAAAGAAAAUCUCGUUCAUCUACUCCAGUACCUGUGGCAGCUGAAAAUAAUAAUAAACCUGCAAGUGAAAGUAUUCACCCUUCAUGGCAAGCUAAGAAGAUUGCCGAAGAAAAGUUAAAGAAUGUCAAAUUUACAGGUAAAAAGAUCACAUUUGAUUAG